AUGGCUGGCUGUAAUACAGACUGCGUGGAGAAACCAAUCUCCAUCUGCUUUCAGAAGUUUGGACGUUUUGUGGGAAGACAUCCUUGGUGGUUCUUUUUAUCGCCUUUAUUUAUUUCUGCUGUGCUUGGGAGUGGAUUUUAUUUUCUGGAAGAACGUGAAGCGAAUGACAUUGAGGAGCAGUUUACACCUGUUAAUGGCCCUGCCAAACUCGACCGGCUGUUUGUCCAGGAGAACUUCCCUCAGAACGACUCGGUGUUUUCCAACCAGAGGCUCUAUACGGAUGGAGUUUACGCAUCGUUCAUUGCUGUCUCGAAAUCGCCCAACAUCCUGACAGAAAACGCAUUAAAUGAAAUAUUGACCUUAGACAAAAAAGUUAAAGAGCUGAAUGCUUCAAUGGGUCAUGAAGUGUUAACUUAUGAUGGGCUAUGUGCCAGAAAAUAUAACAAAUGCAUGCCAAAUAAGAUACUAGAUGUUGUGAAUUAUUAUGGUAACAAAAUUGAGCGGACUGAGCUCACUUUUCCCUUUCUGCGAGUCGGAUUUGCACAUAUUUUUCUUGGAUAUUCCGUCGGUGGAGUAACGCUCAAUUCCACCGUGAUCAAAGGCGCUAAGGCUGUGCGGCUUUUUUAUUUCUUAAAGGAUGGCAACCGCUCUAGAACAGAUUUGUGGCUCAAUGAAUUCCUCAGGGUCUUUCCCUCAAACCUCAACUUAACAUUCGUCAGGGUUACCCACUCAACCUCUCUGUCAAGACAGGUGGAGUUUGAAGCAAACACAAAGGAUGUGAUUCCUUUGUUUUCCAUCACAUAUGUAAUUGCCAUACUUUUUUCAAUCCUGUCUUGCUUAAGAUUUGACUGUGUGAGGAAUAAAGUGUGGGUUGCCACCUUUGGUGUGAUCUCUGCUGGUCUGGCAGUGCUGUCUUCUUUUGGGAUGAUGCUUCAUAUUGGAGUGCCUUUCGUCAUGACAGUGGCCAACUCACCCUUUCUGAUAUUAGGGAUUGGAGUGGAUGACAUGUUCAUCCUCUUGUCUUGCUGGCAGCAGACCAACGUCCACGACAAAGUGGAGAACCGUCUAGCAAACACCUACAAAGAGGCGGCCAUCUCCAUCACCAUCACAACUCUGACCGACGUGCUGGCCUUCUACAUCGGCCUGAUGACCCCGUUCCGCUCCGUCCAGUCCUUCUGCCUGUACACCAGCGCCGCCAUCCUCUUCUGCUACAUCUACAGCAUCACGUUCUUCGGGGCCUUCCUGGUGCUGAACGGCCGCCGGGAGAACAGCAACAAGCACUGGCUGACCUGUAAGGAGGUGCCGGAGGAGGGCCCCGUGGGACACUCCAAAUGGUACAACCUGUGCUGUGUGGGCGGGGCUUACGACCCCCACACAGGCAAAGAGGAGGUACAGCCCAUGAACCACUUCUUCAAAAAGUAUUAUGCGCCCUUCCUGACCAAAUCUGGGAUUAAGACUCUGGUCAUUCUACUCUAUUCCAUAUAUCUGUCCGUCAGCCUGUACGGGUGCUUUCAGAUCCAGGAGGGAAUAGACCUGCGCAACCUUGCAGCCGAUGACUCCUAUGUAGUGAAAUAUUACAAUGACGAGAAGGCAUACUUCUCCGAAUAUGGUCCAAAUAUUAUGGUUAUCAUACGUGGGGAAUUUCCUUACUGGGAUGAGCAAAAUAGGUCUGCUCUUGAAACAUGUGUUGAGGAUUUCAAAAACCUCUCUUUUAUUGAGAAAGACAUAUUCACCUCAUGGCUGAAAUCAUACAAAUUCUAUGGACAUCACACCAAUUUAAAUUUGAGCGCUGAACACAUUUUCAAGAAUAACCUUAGCUUGUUUUUGAGAUUCUAUUCGGAUUUCAAGCAGGAUGUUAAUUUCACUAACAAUUCCAUACACGCCUCGCGUUUCUUCAUCCAAACUGUGAACAUAUCCACAGCCCUCGAUGAAAUGAAUAUGCUGAACAAAUUGCGAGAUACUGCCCAGAGGUGUCCAGUUCCUUUACUGGUGUAUCACCCUGCGUUUAUCUACCACGACCAGUAUGCCGUUAUUGUCACUAACACUAUCCAGAAUGUUGCCGUCACCACAGCAGUGAUGCUGGUGAUUUCUCUCCUCUUGAUCCCAAACCCGCUGUGCUCCCUCUGGGUGACAUUCUCCAUCGCCUCUGUCAUCUUAGGGGUUACAGGGUUCAUGGCGCUCUGGGAUGUGAAUUUAGACGCCAUCUCCAUGAUCAUCCUUGUGGUGUGCAUUGGCUUUUCUGUGGAUUUCUCAGCACACAUCUCGUACGCGUUUGUGUCUAGCAAGAAGCCAAGUGCCAAUGAAAAAGCUGUGGAAGCGCUCUACCAUCUCGGCUACCCUAUACUACAAGGCGCCUUGUCCACUAUACUAGGCGUCGUGGUGCUUUCGGCCUCCAAGAACUACAUUUUCAGGACAUUUUUCAAGAUCAUGUUCCUGGUUAUCUUCUUCGGCCUCUUCCACGGCAUCAUGUUCAUUCCGGUGUUCCUCACCUUCUUUGACAUGUGCAGCGGAACCCCGGCCAAAAUACGGAAUCAGAACGAGGAGGAGGGCCAGGCCAUGGGCAACUGCCAAGCCAAGAGCAAGCAGAAAAACGGGAGAGAGGAGGAGGACAAAGACAAGCAAAUCUACGUCAAUCACUCAUUCUUGCCGGACAGCAACAACCAGGUAUGUCAGUCGCAGCCAUGCGCUGCAAUCUGGAGCGUGACGAUUAACAACCAGCACACUGCAAUUGACCAGGUGUGUCUGGCAAGCACCAUCCCCAUGUUCACGGUGGACAGUGAGACCUAUGAGGUCCACAUGCACACACCAAGCAACAAUGCUGUGGUCACAGAGAGCUGCCACCAAAACCAGGCAUCUCAUGAGGGUCAGAAUAGCAUCAGGGGCAAUAACCUAUCUGAUGGUAGUGUAGCAGUGUCUCCCAAUUGCUCUGAUGCAGUCAGCCAUGAAUGA
Sardina pilchardus (European sardine) is the source of this 2949-nucleotide messenger RNA. It is a transcript of the gene ptchd3a, whose product is annotated as patched domain containing 3a. Gene Ontology annotation, cellular component: membrane. Bases 1 to 2949 code for a protein of 982 amino acids. Lineage: Eukaryota; Metazoa; Chordata; Actinopteri; Clupeiformes; Clupeidae. The transcript is spliced from 4 exons. The record is from RefSeq and is a predicted model, not a curated record.